This is a messenger RNA of Pelagomonas calceolata, 2274 nucleotides long. The record is from the annotation of a GenBank genome assembly. Lineage: Eukaryota; Pelagophyceae; Pelagomonadales; Pelagomonadaceae.
AUUCUAAGCGCCGCGCACGCGCGUCUAUCGAUCUAAAUAGAGGCUACAGUGUCGUCUGUGCCACCCAGCGCGUCGUCACAGCGCGCCUCUUGAAAUCUCCGCGCGCGCCAGCAGCCGUAACCCAAGAUGCUGGCUCUGCGGCUGGCCCGCCGCCUCACCACGCGCCGCCUGCACGCCUUCGCCGUCAGCGGCGCAACACCGCCACACCAAAUAGCUUCACUACUGGACGAGCACGGCGUCGUCGUCAUCGACGACUUCCUCACCACCGAACUCGACCGCGUCGCCACGACGUUACUGGAGAAGACCAAUGAAGCGAUGGCGUUAACGGAGGGCGUGCCCCUCGGCGUCGGUUCCCGAGACUCCUUCGAGGAGGUCGUACUGAGGAGCCCGCACCGCUACGACGUGCCCGCGCCCUUUGCAGCGUUUUCCGAGGGAGACCUCGCGAAGUGUAGGGCCGUCGCCGAGGCUACAUUAGGUGCUGAUUGCAAGGAGGCCUUCUGCGGGAUUGUGCUGUCAAAACCGGGCGCGCCGGCGCAGGGCUGGCACGCGGACUCCAGACACGACUCCGCGGAGCAUCAAUCGGCGAAGAUCCUUAAUGUACUUAUAGCGCUGGACGACGCCUGCGCCGACUACGAGAGCGGGCCCACGGAGUUCGUGCCCCGAAGCCACGUCUCUACGAACCACCACACGGGGAGCUUUGAUGAGGACAUCGUGUAUCAACGAGAUCAUCAGCCGGAGACGGUCGGCUUCACGCUGGCCGACGUGGUCGCGGCGAAGGUGCCGCGGGGCGGGGCCGUGAUUUUUGACGACCGCAUCCUGCACCGCGGCGGCGCGAACCACUCGUUGAAUGACCGGGCCGUGGGCUACUUCUCGUACCGCCGGGCCGACGUCGAGGCGGACACGCACUUCGAGGCCUUUCGAUCUUUAAACAAAUUGCGGCAACAAGUGGGGACGUUCGACGUCGGCGCGGAGUUCCCGGGCCUGCCGGCCGACGCCUCUUUAUUGGAUGGCGCCGCGGGCUCGCAGUGUCAUCAUACCGUCGUCGAGGCCGUCUCCCGCCAAAUUGCGUUCGGGGCGAACGUCGGCGGGCAGCAUCCGCACUCGCUGGCGUCGACGGAUGUAUUAAGGGAGGCGCGCGGCGCGCUGGGGGACUUGUUGCAUUGCGAGAGCGACGAAGUCGUGUUCGGGCCCUCGGCGACGGCGCUCGUGGUCCACGUCGCGCGGGCGCUGGGCGGGACCUGGUCCGAGGGGGACAACGUCGUGCUUUCCAUCGUGGCGGCCCGCGUCUUCACACCCUUCAUACGCCGUCGCCGCCACACAAAAGAAAACUCACACAGGCCGACCACGACAGCAACGUCCAGCCCUGGGUCCUCGCCGCGCAGCGGGCGGGCUGUGACAUACGAUACAUGACCGUGCGCGAGGACGGCUCGUUAGACGUGGACGCUCUGGAGACGCUGGUCGACGAGAACACGCGACUGAUAGCCUGCGGCCUCGCGAGCAACGGCACGGGCACGAUCCACGACUGCCACCGCAUCGCUACGCUCAAAAAGAACGCGCUGACGUUCUUCGACGGCGUCCACUACGCGCCCCACAACUUGAUAGACGUGCAAGCGCUAGACGCGGAUUUUUUGGUGGUGAGCCCCUACAAGUUCUUCGGGCCCCACUGCGGGGCUUUGUAUGGGAGAAGGGAAUUACUGUCAUCUCUGAAACCGGACAAGUUGAGGGUCUCGGACGACGGCCUGCCGCGGGACGAGUCGUGCUACUUAUCGCGGUGGGAGCUGGGGACGCCGUCCUUCGAAGCUUUGUCUGGCGCGACGGCCGCCGUGGACUACCUGGCGGCGCUGGGCGACCGCUUCGGCGGCAUCACCGACGGCGGCUCGCUGACGCGGCGCGACCGCCUCCGCGCCGGCUUCGCGGCCAUUGGCGCCCACGAGCACCUCCUGAAACGCCAGUUCCUCGCCGGCGUCGACGAUAUCGCCGGCCUAUGCGUCUACGGCGUGAGUGACGCGCUCGACGCGCGCGCCGCGACCUUCGCCGUCGCCAAAGAAGGCGUCGCGCCCGCGGCGCUCGUGGAGCACCUCCGCUCCCGCAAAGUCUACGCGACGCACGGCACGCACUACUGCCCCGCGCUCUGGGAGGCCCUCGGUUCUAGUACGGACGUGACGCGGAUCUCGUUCCUGCACUACAACUCGUGCAGGGACGUCGAGCACGCGCUCGAAGGAUUACGGUCGGCCUGAAGAAUGUCUAUAGUUUGUGUAAAAUUAAAUUUAGAAG